Molecule: messenger RNA, 2085 nt
Organism: Osmerus eperlanus (European smelt)
Lineage: Eukaryota; Metazoa; Chordata; Actinopteri; Osmeriformes; Osmeridae
Gene: tgm2a
Product: transglutaminase 2, C polypeptide A
Exons: 13
Coding region: 104-1960 (618 amino acids)
Biological process (GO): peptide cross-linking
Cellular component (GO): mitochondrion
Molecular function (GO): protein-glutamine gamma-glutamyltransferase activity
Source: RefSeq, a predicted model, not a curated record
UUCUGUUCCUGUUCUUCUUUGCCCAAGAGUGGCAUUACUGGAAGUAAGACAGCCUGCGACACACUACGCUACUCUCCCCUAGGGAAUAGACGCCUGUGAAGCCAUGAAUCAAGGACCUCUGCCCAGAGAAGAAUCAGGCACCAAGGUCUCCUUUGGCCUGUCGGACUUCACCGUCAACACAGCCUGGAGUGCCUCCAUCACCAGCCCCCCUGGGGACCCUGUCUCUCUGUCCAUCUGUUCCUCCCCUGAUGCCCCCAUCGGUCUCUACUCCCUCAGCCUGGACCUGGGUCACAGUGUUCCCCUGGGCCAGUUCAUCCUGCUCUUCAACCCCUGGUGUGCCCGAGAUGCUGUGUACAUGAGCAGUGAGGAGAAGAGGCAGGAGUAUGUGUUGGCCCAGGAUGGACUGGUCUACAAGGGCUCUUCCACCAGGAUCAAAGCCUAUCCCUGGUUGUUUGGACAGUUUGAGACGGGCAUCCUGGACAUUUGUCUGAGGAUCCUGGAUGAGAAUCCCAAGUUUGUGUCGGAUGCAGACAAGGACUGUUCUGCCAGGAGGAACCCUGUCUAUGUGACCAGGGUGAUCAGUGCCAUGGUCAACAGUCAGGAUGACCGUGGGGUGCUGGUGGGCCAGUGGGGCGGAGACUACUCUGAUGGGGUGCGUCCAACUCGCUGGACAGGAAGUGGUGCCAUUCUGAGACAGUGGGCUGAGGGAGGGAGUGUCCGCUAUGGACAGUGUUGGGUGUUUGCAUCGGUUGCCUGCACAGUCUCCCGGGCUCUGGGAAUCCCCUGCCGCGUAGUCACUAACUUUGGAUCAGCUCACGACAAGAACGCCAACCUGCUGAUUGAGUUCCUGUAUGACGAGGACGGAGAGGACAUCUCAGCUGAGUCUGUCUGGAACUUCCAUGUGUGGGUGGACAACUGGAUGGUCCGUGCUGACCUGAGCCCAGAGUACAGUGGCUGGCAGGCCAGCGACCCCACACCCCAAGAGAAGAGUGAGGAUGUGUACUGCUGUGGUCCCGUCCCCCUGAAGGGGUUGAGAGAGGGGGAUCUGACCGUGAAGUACGACGCUCCGUUCGUGUUCGCGGAGGUGAACGCCGAUGUGGUGGAGUACGUCCGCCUGACAGACGGGCGCAUGGCCAGGAUGGGCGGCUCCACCGCCAACGUGGGGCACCACAUCAGUACCAAGGCUGUGGGCAGCGACGAGAGGCACGACAUCACACACCAGUACAAGUACUCCGAAGGCUCGGAGGAGGAGAGGCGGGUCUUCCAGAAGGCCAAGCACCACAACAAGCUUCUGCAGAAGGGGGAGGAGCCUGGCCUGCACAUCAAGAUCAAGCUCCCCCCAAACAUGCUCGUGGGCGGGGAUUAUGACGUAUCGGCGCGCGUCGUCAACAACCAAAUGGAGGACAAGACGUGCCGCUUCCUGUUCACGGCACGCACCGUGUCGUACGACGGCAAGCUGGGCGCCGUCUGCGGUCACGCCUACGAGUCUAACCUGAAGGUCCUGAGUGGAGAGGAGAAGAGUGUUGUGCUGCGGCUGGAGUACUCGGUGUACGGUGAGAACUUGACCUCUGACAAACAGAUCCUGCUGAAAGCCAUCGUCAUCGAUCAGGCCGGCAUGGACUUCCACAAGACCCAGAAGACUGUUGUCCUGGAUAACCCAGACAUAAACAUACAUAUCCUGGGAGAACCCAGAGUGGGUCAACUUCUGAGUGCUGAAGUGUCUCUCCAGAACCCUCUCCCAGAAGCCCUGCAGAACUGCUGCUUCUCCCUGGAGGGAGCAGGUCUCACCGGAGCACACACCAUCACACACAUGGUUGGAACUCUGGGUCCUCAACAAGAAGCCAAGGUCAAAGUUGACUUCAUUCCCACCAACGUUGGGCUCCACAAGCUCCUGGUGGACUUUGACAGUGACAAACUGAGCAACGUCAAAGGGUUCCUGAACAUUGAUGUCAAGGAGUGAUAUUCAAAUGACAGAUUGAACAAACCAUACUUACCAGUCUGACGUCCCUCAUAACCAUUUUUAUUUUAUUCAGCUGAGCUGUCACAUUACUAGACGUAAUAAAUAAUAAAAGUCAGCCCACACAC